AUGAAUCAUAGUCAUAGAUCAAGAUCUUCGUCGUGCACAUCGAAUUAUUCUGAUCAAGGUAAUCAACACGAAAAUACGAUUUAUGUCGGGAAUAUUCAAUCAAUACCAGAUAAUGAAUUAAUUCGAUAUUUUUCACAAUUUGGUAAAAUAAUCGAAUGUUAUCAUAAUUGUAAUGAUGAAACAAAUCUGUGGCGAAUAGAUUAUCGAUUUCUUAAAUUCGAUCACAAUUCUAACAUAAAUUUACAAAAAUUAUUAACAGCACGAGAUCAUGUUAUUGCUCGAAUUGUUCUUGAUGUGAAAUUGUACAAAGAUGUAAUGAACAAUGAUAAUGAUAGUGAACCACCACGUUUGUCAUUAGAUAAAAAAAUAUGUAUUAAAGGAUUUAACCGAUCGAUAGCUCGUAAUGAAAUAAUGAAAUCAUUCAAACGAUACGGACGAAUUUUGAAUUGUACAAUUGUAGAAAAUCCGCAAGAUGAUAAAAAUAAUUACUGCUAUCUGGAAUUUGACAACAUUAAUCCAAUACGAACUAUAUUAAAAAAAUAUAAUCAUCAAAUUAAAGGUGUUCAAUUAGAUGUUCAAACAGCGAUACGUCCAGAUGAAAUUUACAAUUAUAAUUCACAUCAUCAUCGAAAUGAAAAUCGUCCAACAUUUAAUAUUCAUACUAGUCGAACUGUUUCUUUCAGACAAAAUUCACCAAGACAAUCUCGUAUUAAUUCAACAUCCAUAUCUUGUACAUCUUCGAUUUCAUCCCCAUCACAAAUAUUGCCAUCUAUAGGAUUGGUCUCUGUGAACAGUACAAAAAAUAUGCAAACGUAUGAACGUUUAAGAGCAAUAGAAAAUGACUACAAUCAACAAUUAAUCGAUUUAGAACAAGAAUAUCAAAUUGAAUUUUUGAAUGAUUUUCAACAAUUUGACUUCGAAGUGGAUAAAAUAAUCGAGAAUCAACGACGUAAAUAUGAAUAUCUGGCUCGUGUACUUCGUGAUCAGCAACUUGACUUUGACGAAAGGAAAAGUGAAGAAGGUGAACUUGAUGAUUAUCAAGAUGAUUUGGAUGUUGACACAAAUUUAGAAUUAAUUGUUAAUGUACCAAGGAAACGUAAACAUUGA
Didymodactylos carnosus is the source of this 1107-nucleotide messenger RNA. The record is from the annotation of a GenBank genome assembly. Lineage: Eukaryota; Metazoa; Rotifera; Eurotatoria; Philodinida; Philodinidae.